Talpa occidentalis (Iberian mole) is the source of this 3374-nucleotide messenger RNA. It is a transcript of the gene PRRT3, whose product is annotated as proline rich transmembrane protein 3. NCBI's taxonomy places the organism in Eukaryota, Metazoa, Chordata, Mammalia, Eulipotyphla, Talpidae. The record is from RefSeq and is a predicted model, not a curated record.
UGGUCGUCAUCUGUGUGGCUCCGGCCACGCUGGCCGCCUUAUUUCGCGAACACACCGAGCCCCUUCCUGCUUCGGGGCCUUCGCCCUUUCUCUUCUCAAAUGUUCUCCACCGCGAGGGCUCCUGGCACCCCUGUGUAAAGUGGCCCCCGUCCCUCUGUCUCAUACCCCUGUUUUACUUUGUCCAGAGCUCAGCUUCUUGAAAAGUCUCCACUGCCCGCCUCUUCCCUAGAAGGUCGGCUCCGCGAGGGACGCAGUCUCGCCAGGCUCGCUCACUGCCCGUCCCCGGGGCCGCGCUUAGCAUGUGCUCACGUCCUGUGUUGGACUCACUAGGGGCUGGUGGGAAAGACAGACUCCGGACUCCGGGGACGCCCCCCGGGCGCGAGUGCCCAUGAAGCUGCUGCUCUGAGCUGGCCUAGAAUGCGUUUCCUACUCAUCUAGUGAGGAGUGAAAGUUGAGGGCUCCGGGCCCGGGCUUCAGAGAGGACCAUGGCCCCCUGCCCACGGGCACACACGUGUGGCCUCCUGCUGCUGCUGCUGCCAUCACUGGGGGCCGGCCCUGCCCUGGCCCGGCUCCCCAGGCGCCUUGAGGACUCGGAACCACACCUGAUCCCAGGAGCCCACCCCCAAAGUGCUCCUGGCACUGAGGCCCAAGCCUUGGACUUCCUCUGGGAGAAGCCCAGAGAUGGGAGCCCCUGGCACUCAGAUGGCCCCCAGGUCUCUGCUGAAGGGGUGCCUGAGAGGCCCGCAGAUGCUCCCCUGGGCCCAGCCCUGCAUGGACCUAAAGCUGCGCAUGGGGCUCAGAGAGAAGGACUCCCAGGGACCGAUGACCUCCAGAUGGCCCGAGGGCCGAGUUCUCAGGGCUGGACAGGACCUCCUGAUUCACAGGAGCCUUUGGAACAGGAAGCACCAGCCCCUCACCCAGUGGGGGCCCCCCACCUCACUUUCAUUCCAACUCCCCAACUCCAGCUCCAGGGGGCCACGGUUCCUCCCUCCCCACAGGGGUCCGCAGGCCAAGCGGGCCAGCAGCCACCUACAGAGGAGGAGCCACUGGCUGAGGCUGAGGCUGGGGUCCUGGAGACAUCGCUCUUAGGCCGCCAGGGCCCAACCCACACUGGUGUGCCACCCCCAGGCGCUUCCCGGAGGCCUGAGCCGGACGCUGGGGGUGUCGGCGAGGAGUUCUUCCAGGAGGCCGCCCAAGGUCCGGUCUUCACCUGGCAGGACCCGGCAGCCCCUGGUGUUCGCGCGGUACCCCCGGUUGAGGCGGAGUCCUCUCAGGCGCCUGAGGCCCAGCCAGACCCGACAGUGACCAGAAGCCUUCCCCCCGCUGACGAGCUGCCAGCAGAGUCUCCCGAGAAGGCUGGAGCUGGGGAGACCCGGGAAGACGGUUUUCCACGCCCCUCGCCCACGCAGGUUGACCUCCCUGAGGUCAAGGGCUCGCCGGGACCCCAGGCGACAGGUCCCCCCGCCUCAGAGACUCCUGACGGGCAGCCUCAGCCUGAGAUAGCGGCAAUAAAUGGAGCAGACCCCGUGUCCCCCCAGCGGGUGAGAGGGGCAGUGGAGAACCCAGGUACCCCCAAGUCCCUCAUCCCUGACCUGUUGGACUUUCGCCCAGCGACAAACCGAACAGAGAGCCCUGUGGGGGCCCUGCAGCCAGAUGAAGCUGAGGAGUGGCCUGGUCGCCCCCAAAGCCAUCCCCCAGCACCUCCAGUCCAGGCCCCCUCAACGUCCCGCCGGGGCCUCAUUCGGGUCACCACGCAGCGCGCCCUGGGCCAGCCGCCCCCUCCGGAGCCCUCAGCCAGCUCCAUGGUUUCAGUGGCAGCCUCCAGCCCCCCAGCCAACGCCACGGCGCCGCCCCUGCGCUGGGGCCCCCUGCGGAGGGUGCUGAGCUUUUCCUGGGAGCUGCACGUCUACGGGGUGGGGGUGCUCUUCCUGCUGCCCGCCUUGCUGGCCCUGGCCACCCUGGCUGCCGCCCCGGGCCCCCGGCUGGUCCUGGCGGCCGCGCUGCUGGUCCUCCUGGCGUCCGUGCUGCGUUCGGCCUACAUGCUCGCCGACCCCUACGGCUCGCAGGCGAGGCUGGGCCUCCGCGCCGGCCUGGUGCUCUACAACCUGCCCUUCCCCCUGCUGCUCACCGCGCUGGGCGCCCUGACCCUGCUUGGCCUGGGCGCGGGGCUGCCCCCGCCACUGCAGAACCCGCUCCUGCUGGGGGUGCUGGCGUCGGCGCACGGCGCGGGGCUGCUGGCCACUGACCUGCUGUCCCGGAGGCCUGCGCUCAAUCUCCUGGCCCAGGGCGUGUCCUGCGCCUGGGGCGCGGCCGUGGCUCUGGGCACGCUCUGCCUGUGCCGGCGCCGCCUGCUGGACGGGCCGCGGGGCUGGGGGGCCAGCCCGGGCCCGAGGCUGCUGGCCGUGGCCGGCGCGCUGGGGCUGCUGGCCAGCGGCCUGCAGCUGGCCGCCGCGCUCUGGCUGUACCCGGGCCCGGGCCGCGUGGGCCGCUUCUCGUGGGCCUGGUGGGGCGUGCACUUCUGGCUGCGCCUGCUGGAGCUCACCUGGGCGCUGGCCCUGGCGCUGGCCGGCGUGGCCGCCGCGAGGCCCCGGCCGCCCACGGAGCACGCCUGCUGGGCUAAGCUGCUGCGCCUGGCGUGCCCCGCGCCCGCGGGCAAGAGCGAGGUGCCGGAGCGCCCCAACAACUGCUUCGCGGGGCCGAGCGGCGGCAUGGGCGCGGGCAGCCUGGACAUCAGCAAGAGCCUCAUCCGCAACCCCGCGGAGGGGGCGCCGCCGGCCGCGCCGGCGGGCGCCUGGGGCUCGGCGGCGUCGCUGGGGCGCGGCCCGGGGCCGUCGCGCGGCAGCGAGGGGCCGGCGCCGGGCGAGAGCGAGCUGGACCUGCGGCCGCCGUCGCCCAUCAACCUGAGCCGCAGCAUCGACGCCGCGCUCUUCCGCGAGCACCUGGUGCGCGACAGCGUGUUCCGGCGCUGCGGCCUGGCCUCCUCGCCGCGGGGCGCGCUGCGGCCGCGGCGGGGCAGCCACCCCGACGCCGAGCUGGACGGCGCGGGCCCCGCGCGGCUCCGCGGGCGCUGCCGGUCGCUGAGCGACGUGCGCGGGCGCGGGCCGGUGCCGCCGCGCCCGGAGGAGCCCCGCGCGGCGGCCUCGGGCAGCUCCCUGGACAGCUUCUCGCGGGGCUCCCUCAAGAUCAGCUGGAACCCCUGGCGCCACGGGCUGUCGUCGGGGGACAGCCUGCCCCUGGACGAGCCGCCCAGCACCGUGCAGCUCCUGCCCGCGCCCGCCGCGCCCCGGCCCGCCGCGCCCCCGCGCGAAGGCGUCCAGCCGCCCGGCCGGCCCGGGGACUCGCGCAGCGCCUCCAGCGACACCAUCGAGCUCUGA